GCUCAGAAUGCUCACUCUCUCCUCUGUGGUUAUCGCGCAAUUCCUACCUUAGAUUGCUAUGAAGCUUCCCAAACGAUAGACUUACUGUCAUGUAAGCUCCAAUUCCCUUAGCCUCCUUGCUGGUUCAAAAAAGGCGGUUUGAAAUGGCGGAUGACGCGAUCCUACCCGAAGCUGGGGACUCAAAGUCAGCUUCCAGUCCCAGUUCGUCCGCCAGGGAAAGACAAGCGGAGCAAGAUAACAACCAUCGGAGCGAAGAAGAAUAUGAUGACGAUGACGACGAAGAAGAGGAGGAGGAGGAGGAGGAGGAUGAGGAGGAGUCAGACGGCGAGGAUGAAGAUGAAGAGCCACGACUUAAAUAUGUCUCCUUCACCAAAAGCAUAGGCCCAGUGUACCGCAAUGGCGAUGCGACAAGCAGCUUUCUCGUUGGUGGGGAUAAAAUGAUUGUUGGCACUCAUAAUGGGAAUAUUCUUGUCUUCGACGCUUCGACCUUCCAGCGCUUUCGAGUGUAUCAUGCCCAUUCAGCCAGCGUGACCUCCGUAUCGAUGUCUCCUUUCCCACCACCUCUGCCUUCCAACACGGGUGGAAAGAACGCACCCCUGGCGGAUUCAUCAAGCCGCGCAUCGGUGGACCUGUCGAAGUCUCCUGGACAAUCGCGACAAACGACAGUACCCCAUUCUCCUUCAAACGCGAUAUACAUAGCCACAUCUUCCAUCGAUGGGAAUGUAUGUGUCUCGUCGCUGUUAGACCCCAAAGAUGUACUCCUUCGGAACUUUGGUCGCCCUGUCCAAGCCGUCGCCCUGUCCCCGGAUUAUAAAAGCGACAAAACUUAUUUAUCCGGAGGACUUGCUGGCGAUUUAGUCCUUACGGUCGGUGGACGUGUUGGAACAAGUUCAAAUUCAACCACGAUGGCCGGUGCUACUGCGAGCCCGUCCGGUUGGUUCGGAGCGUUAGGCUUCGGUGGGAAUAACGGUAAGGACACUGUCCUGCACUCUGGCGAAGGGAGUAUAAGCGCCAUCAAGUGGUCAUUGUCGGGGAAGUAUAUCGUCUGGGUUAAUGAGGAAGGGAUCAAAAUUAUGCGGUCUCACCUACACUUGGAUAACGCCGACUCGGACUUCGCGUGGAAACGGAUGAACCAUGUUGACCGUCCUCGCGGCCCACAGUGGGACGAAAUGGCGGGUGUAUGGAAGCCCAGAGCCGAAUGGAUAGAUGAAGAUACCUACCCGGGUGGGCCAGGUACAGGUGAGGCGCAUACUGGGCAGCUAAAGCUUGACCAUCGAGAAAGAUUGGUGGUGGGCUGGGGAGGAACCAUCUGGGUGAUCAACGUUUUCCCCCCAGGGCGCGAUAAAGAUCCCCGAAAGAAUGUAAUCGGUUCCGCAGAGGUUGUCGCAAUAUUACGCACAGACUGCAUUGUGUCCGGAGUUUCGCUUUAUAACCCCAAUGUGCUGCUUGUCCUAUCAUAUGUUGCAUCCGAAGACGAUGGCAAGUCAAAACGGAAGCAGGUUGGGCCCACUCGUGGCGUUAGACAUCGACAAAACGGCCUCGAGCCAGAGAUAAGGCUCAUUGACGUCGAGACCAAAGAGGAACUUAGCGUCGACACGCUUACCAUGCGCCGCUACGAGAGUCUUUCGGCGUCCGAUUAUCACCUUGGGGCUCUGCCACCGGCCAAAAUUCUCGAUACCCCCAUACGCCGAGGAACGUUUGAAACAAUCGGAACGGGUAUACUGGAUGCUACCCUGUAUCCGACUCGCCUUUUCAGUUCCGCAAGUAGUGUUCGGAGCGUGACAAGUAGUGGGGAUAGAAGAUCGAGCCUGAAGCCGUCAAGCUUGGCCGAUGCUCCGGUUGCCGAUCACGAUAGUAAAGAACUUGCGAUCCUGGCUAGCGAAGGAAUCAAAAUUUUCAUUCACAGCCCAUACGACUGUGUGGUUGCCGUGAAAAGAGAUGUUAAAGACCGUCUUUCCUGGUUGAAGGAUCAUGAGAAAUAUGAAGAAGCCUGGGAACUUCUUCAGCAACAUCCAGAAGCCGUAGCUCAAGAUAUUGACGAAGGUGAAAGCCCCUUGAGUACUCCCAAACAACGUCGAGGGAGCGUUAUUGGGCUAUUUUCAGAGCCAGUCGACCGAGCAGACAACAUAAAGCUGGAGAAAGAGCGACAAAAUGUUGGUGAGUCGUGGCUGGAGCAGCUUAUUAGCAACAACAACUGGGAGAAAGCUGGCGAGGUGUGUGGUAAGGUGCUCACCACAACGCCAAAAUGGGAGCACUGGAUCUGGAUAUUCGCGAAAAACAACAAGUUUGACGAGAUUGUAUCUCAUGUUCCCCUCGAUAUUCACCCUCCAUUGCCUGGCCUAGUUUACGAAGUGAUCCUUGGGCAUUACGUCUCACGAAAUCAUAUGAAAUUCAAGGAGUUGCUUGACCUCUGGCCGCCCAACCUUUUUGACAUUGAUAGCGUCAUAGCUGCCAUCAAUGAACAGAUAAAGUCUUCAAUUGCAGCGGAGGAAGCAGAUGAGAGCCGCCUUUUAACAGAAUGCCUUGCACAGCUGUUCUUGGCCGGAGGACACUAUCGUGAAGCAUUACGAUGCUAUAUUCGACUUCAGGACGCAGAAACUGCCAUGUCUCUUAUACGAGAGCACCAUUUGCUUGAUGCAGUCGCAGACGAUGUGCCGGGUCUUAUUCUCAUUCGAGUGUCAAAGGAUCAAAUUAAAAGUGCAUCCAUUUCCGAGCUCGAAGCAGCCACAUCUGAACCUAUCAAACUCCUCGUACGCGAGGCGGUUAAUGGAAUUGUACAUCCAGCCACCGUUAUCUCCCAGCUCCAAGCGGCAGAUUUGCAUCUUUUCCUGUACUUUUAUGUUCGCGCCCUUUGGAAGGGGGAUUUUCUCUCAACGACCACCGAUAAGGGGACAACCCCAAUACGAGGGCAUCAUCGAACAAGCGCUGCGGAUAAGCUUGUCGCUGAUGAAGGGAGGCUAUUGAUCGAUGCCUUUGCGGAUACGGUGGUCGAGCUAUUCGCAGACUAUGAUCGGCCCUUACUUAUGGACUUUUUGCAGUCCAACACGUCAUAUUCGUACAAUGCAGCGUGCGCAACUUGUGAGCUUCGUCACUUCACCCCGGAACUUAUCUACCUCUUCUCCAAAACCGGUCAGACCAAACGAGCCCUUCACUUGAUUCUAUCAGACUUAAGAGACGUCUCGCAUGCUAUAUCCUUUGCCAAAUCCCAAGAUGACCCCGAUCUCUGGGAAGACCUUCUUUCGUAUUCCAUGGAUAAACCAGAAUAUAUUCGAUGUUUGCUUGUUGAAGCAGGAACAGCAAUCGAUCCGAUCACGUUGGUGAAGCGAAUCCCGAGUGGAUUGGAGAUCCAAGGAUUGAGAGAGGGUCUGACAAGGAUGAUUCGCGAACAUGAUAUCCAAGCUAGCAUCAGUCAAGGCGUUGCCAAAGUCCUUGCGGGUGAAGUUUCGAUGCGAAUGGACACCCUUCGGAAGGGACAACGGCGAGGCAUCAAAUUUGACAUCGUACCCAACGAAGAAGCCAAACCUACGAGUGCAGUGUCGCAACAUAAUGAGCCAAAAGAAGAACUAGAUGCAAAAGGAAACGUGGAAUCAUCGGAGAAGAAACAAACCUUUGAGCCAGGCCGCUGCGCUGGCUGUCAUUCCAAAUUCAUAGAACAAGAAAAAGAGCCGCUGGUCGGCUUCGCUUGUGGACAUGUCUAUCAUCUGUCUCAUCUCCACCUGACUCCACGGGGCCAUUCAUCUGGCGAAGGAAAUUCGCAGUUGGAACCCCCACAAUCAACGCUGUACGAAGACUCGUCACCUCUUUUGUCGCGUACUGUUGGUCUCAAAGUCACAAAUGCUAGACUGUUACGUGAGAAAAUCGGCGAUGGAUGUCAGAUCUGUGCGUCGAAAAGGGUGACCCAAGGCCAGUAA
This is a messenger RNA of Coccidioides posadasii C735 delta SOWgp, 3911 nucleotides long. It is a transcript of the gene VPS41, whose product is annotated as Vacuolar protein sorting-associated protein 41. Gene Ontology annotation, molecular function: protein binding. The record is from RefSeq and is a predicted model, not a curated record. NCBI's taxonomy places the organism in Eukaryota, Fungi, Ascomycota, Eurotiomycetes, Onygenales, Onygenaceae. Gene Ontology annotation, biological process: protein targeting to vacuole; macroautophagy; vesicle-mediated transport. Gene Ontology annotation, cellular component: HOPS complex; late endosome.